AUGCAGAAGUUGACUGAGGCGUUCGAGAUCCACGAUCAGGACAAGCAGGGCGAGUACCUCGACAAAUUCCUGGACACGAGGCGUGGCAAUCAGACGUUGCAAGAGUUUCUAUUGAGUUUUCGUGAGAGAUAUACCGAGGCGAAUGACAAGGCGGACUUGACGAUCAGCAAUGUCGGACUGACACACAUGCUGUUCAAAUGGUGUGGUUUGCCUGUCAGGCGCAUCGCAGACAUCAAACUCCACAUCAACGGAUAUCUGGAGCAGUUUCAGACAGUGUAUUCAAUGCUAACAAGGAUUGCCAAGCAGGAGAUGGCAUCAGGCAGUGGACACGCACAUCACUACAUGGACGAUGACCAAGUUUCGGACCAUGUCGUGGACUACUACCAGGACUAUGACGACGAAGGAGUAGAGUUGAUAGACUGGACACAUGACGAGGAGAGCGGCCUACACUAUCGCGAGUACUGGACGGAGACUGGUGAGGCGACCUACGGAGCUUACGACGACAACGGCAUCUGGUACGAGGCCAACGACAUCGAGGCGUGGCUUGACGAGCAGGAGCUGGAUCAGGCGUACCAGAUGAACGGUUUCAGGAGACGUUUCCGCUUCGGCGGCUUUCGACGGAAAGGUAAAGGCAAGAGUGGCAAGGGCAAAGGAGGACGUGGUCGCAGCAAAUCUCGCGGUCGUGGUUUCGGACAUGGAAAAGGACGUUGGUACAAGAGCAACCACUACGAGGAGCCGACGGACCAGAGCAUGUGGGGCGACAGGAAAGGUGGCAAGAAGUACGGCAAGCACAACACUCAGGACAGCAACAAAGGCCAGAAGUUGGAGGUGAAGUCUUCUUCGGCCAAGCUGUCAGGCAUCGAUGGAGUUCCGAAUCCAUCACUGGGUCUGGGCAAGUUACCGUUGAACCUGGACGCGCUGCCCAACUCGAGUUUCACGAUGGAUAUGCUCGGUGGCAGCGGCAGUCGAUGCCCUCUUCUGAUGCCUUUGGAGACGAUGAUCAAUAACACCAUGGGCCUUCUCACCGGCAUCCUACCGAAUCGAGACGGAGUCCUCAUCAUCAACACAUUGGACGGUCUCGGGAACAAGGUGAGACCGACCUGCUACAUGAGGGCUCUCUACACGGACUCCGGCCACUACUUAUUUCCGAUCGACGACCCGCAGGCUGGCACUGGCCGCGAGCGAGACCGACUCAAGCAGGCGGUGAAGGCUUACAUGGCGAAGGUUUUAGAUGAGGACACACCCAAGAGCACCACGACAGUUUUGGAUACGGUAUUGAUGACAAACACAGACAGGGAUGACAAGCAGAUCGAGGCUCAUCAGUCACUGGACGCCGGCAUCUAUGUACCUGACUCGCAUCGAGGCAUGCACAGCGGGAAGAAGGAGACGCUUGCCUUGUCCAAUGCAUUGGACGCCGGCAGCUAUGUACCUGACUUGCAGCAAGGUGGCGUGCCCAGCGGGAAGAAGGAGACGAUUGCCUUGUCCAGGACUGAAGCAACGGAGUUGGAUGCAACCAAGAACGAAGAAGCACAGACCUCAGAGAGUAGAAUGAGAGUGAGAUCGGAGGUCUACAAUGCCAUCAGCACCAACACCGACACGAUCUACUCGGACAGCAAGGACUACUACAGAAGGUGGCGAACUUUCAAAGCAUCGAGAUGGACUGGUGUCAACAUGUGGCCCAAGAAGAUGGACACCAACAAAGCCAAGCAGCUCGACAUAGGCUAUCGGGCCAUGCCGGAGGAGUUCUACUUCGAGAGUCAAUUACCUGUCGUGACACCCGAGAACCUGGAGAGCUGGAUGGAGCACAUGAGCAUCUACCAUGUGGACGUGCAGGAGCGCAUGUCCGGCAGCAGCAGGUUCUCUCGGCGAGCAUCACUGCAGGGUCUCAUGGUUGGCUUUCCUGUGGACUAUCGAUACGGCUGGGACAUGUCUGACAAGCACCACCAGAGGUUGCUGAGCACCUUUCGCGGCAAGUGCCACAUCGGCACAACCUUGUGGGCACCUACCUGUCAGCCAUGGUCUAUCGCCAGCAGACACAAGGAUCCGGCUGCCCUGGAAAGCGAGAGAAGAUCACAGGCACCAGCUAUCAUCUUCAUGCUGAAUGACAUCAAACAGACAGCGGACACCGAGCAGCAGCAUAUCGUUGAGAAUCCACACAACAGCGAUUUCUGGAGCAAGUCUGACUACACAGGCGUGGUCGACAUGAACAUCAUGAGGAGCUACGCAGCAGACCAGUGCUCAUUCGGCGCGACCAACGAGCUCGGUGAACCAAUUCGGAAACGGACACGACUGGAUUCUACAUUCUCCUUGAGAGCGAGCACACGACAUUGCAGAUGCAAGAUACCUCAUGGACACUUGACUGGCGCAGUCGACGGCAUCAAGCGCACAGCCAAGGCGGCAGUCUAUCCAAAGAAUUUCUGUGAUGCUAUUGUGCAGGACAUCAUCAGGAUCGUGAGACACCAGAUUCACUGGGGGUGCGAGAGGUGCCGGCUCGGCAACAAGACGGACGCAGAUCACACUCGCAAGCCGGGCAACUGCAGGAGGCGGAUCACGAGCAAGCAAAGGGUGGAGGAGCCAGAGAUUGCUAUGAAGAAGUGGUACGACGUCAAGCCCAACUUCGAUCUCAGCAAGAUGGUCUCUCGCCUGAAGGAGGCUACCGACAAGAAGGAGAUCUUACAGUUGCUGCUGGGUUUUCACAUCAGGUUCUGGCGCGCUCCCGUGCCGGACAUGGUGAUAUUCCUCAAGAGUGCAGAAUGCUGGAACAAGACGCUGGCCGCAGUUAUCACAAUGGUCUGUCUGGCCUGUUCUGUGUGCAGGGACUUGGCCAGACCUCUUGCAAAACCACGUGCUGGAAUCACAGUACCACUACGUUUCAACCACAGAGUUCAGCUAGACUUGUUUUUCAUGUGGGACAAGGUGUGGCUUCUGGUCAUAGACGAACUGUCCAGAUACAAAGUGGCGGACAUCGUCGCAGAUCGCACGCCCAAGGAGCUACUGACUACUCUGAUGAGGUCAUGGAUCAGAUAUUUCGGGCCCAUGCAGAUCAUGGUUCUGGACCAGGAAGGCGGCCUCGUCUCAGAACUUUCUUCCAGGACGUGCGACAAGCUGAACAUCAAGCGACGGUAUGCCGGCACCGACGACCACACGAUGACCGGUCUGGUGGAACGUUGGAUUCAGCUGGUUCGACUCUGUGCCAUGAAGCUCAAGCGUACCUGCACCACGCAGGGAUUCGAGGUCUCGGACACGGACUUAGUUCAGGAGGCGGCCAUGGUUUCCAACAGUAUGGUCAGCUACGGAGGUCAGACGGCGACGCAAGUGGUCUUAGGCUUCACACCCAAUGACUACUACGACCUUGAGGCCACCACGCUGGACUCCGUGCAGAGCGCCGACGUGAGCUGCCCCGAUCCGUUCGAGGCAGCUGUCAGGCUUCGUCUUCUUGCGAAGGCAGAGAUGGCACGAGCGAUCGUUGAGGACAGAGUUGCACGAGCUAACAGGACACGCGUUCAACAACACGGACCCGAACAGGAGCUGAAGGUCGGAGAGUCCGUCGACAUCUACAGAGUACCAGACCGCAAAGAUCAGCCAGGCUGGCGCGGCCAGGCUGAGCUCGUCAAGAUCUCGGAGGGCACGGCGAUAGUUGUCUGGAACGGAGUACCCUACAUUCUGCCGGUGCGGUACCUCAGGAGGCACCUGGUCGGUUUCCUAACGUAUCAGGCAACCAACAUCUCCGAGCUCAAGACAGACGACCAGCAGAUGCUCAACACCCUGGGCAGGCUGAUGGACAUCGUGGACGGCAGCAUCUAUGGACAGGUGACACGGCUCGGCAGGACAAUCACUCAGGAUGGUCAGGUCAAGUGCUCACCUGAUGCCAAGACACUGGUAAAUCUUCAGCCCUGGAAGUUGAGCAUGAUGACGUACAGAACGAUAUUUCACUUAAAAAGCUUGGACGGCAUAUUGUACGGCACGUCGCUGCGCAGGGUACCACCACUACAUGCAGUUCGGUUCGGCUUACUUGUCUUGUGGGAACGAAAGGAUCGCACCAACUACAUGACCUACGAGAUCGACCCGAGCAUGGGCGUGACAGUUGGUAGUCUGGUAAGUUUCAAGUGGGAGAAUACCUCGUUCAUGAUGUACUAUUCGAUACCAUCACAGUCGGACCCUUUCCUCGACGAGCACCACUUGCCAGACAUGAAUGACCUGUCUCGCAUCGAGCCAGUACCCGAAUCGGCGAUCGACGUGAACCGUGACGUUCAUGACAUGAUAAGCUUGCUUCCCGACUUGGACGACUGGAUGGAUCAG
Prorocentrum cordatum is the source of this 4299-nucleotide messenger RNA. Lineage: Eukaryota; Dinophyceae; Prorocentrales; Prorocentraceae. The record is from the annotation of a GenBank genome assembly.